UGGUGGCUCCCUGAGCGGCGGACGGACGCGGCUCACUGGUGUGCAGGUGUUUUGCAUACGGCUGCUCCUCUGUCUCGUCUUUGCCGUGUGCCGACGCUACCUGAAGCCAUGGCCGACCAGGUGUCCACCAUGUGUGAGCAGCUCGUCAAAGCUGUGAAUGUGAUCAUGGAUGCAGAAACGAGCCAAAUUUACCGACUGGAGGCCCUGAAGUUUUGUGAAGAGUUUAAAGAGACAAGCUCCCUUUGUGUCCCAUGUGGCUUGAAAUUGGCUGACAAAGGCCACUCAGCUGUAGUCCGACACUUUGGGUUACAAGUCCUGGAACAUGUCAUCAAAUUCAGAUGGAACAACAUGCAGCAGCAAGAGAAGGUCCAGCUGAAGGAGUGUGCCAUGCAGCUGUUGUCAAAUGGUACUCAUUCUAUCCUGGAGGAGGAGAGCCACAUCAAAGACGUCCUGUCUCGAAUCACAGUGGAGAUGAUAAAGCGAGAAUGGCCUCAGCACUGGCCUGACAUGUUGAAAGAGAUGGAGGCUCUCACCAGCCAAGGGGAGUCCCAGACGGAGCUGGUUAUGUUGAUCCUGUUGCGACUGGCAGAGGAUGUGAUCACCUUCCAGACACUGCCCACUCAGCGACGCAGGGACAUCCAGCAGACACUCACACAAAACAUGGACAGUGUCUUCAGCUUCAUGAUGGCUAUUCUGCAUGUCAACGUGGAGAACUACCGGAAAAUGAAAGGGUCAUCGGGACAGGAACUGCAGGCCAGAGCUCACUGUCGUGUUGCCGUGGCUGCGCUCAACACACUUGCAGGCUACAUCGACUGGGUGUCCCUUGUGCACAUCACUAACAACAACUGUCAGCUGCUGGAGAUGUUGUGUCUGCUGCUGAGCGAACCAGAGCUGCAGCUGGAGGCAGCAGAGUGUCUGCUCAUCGCCAUCAGCCGGAAGGGGAAACUGGAGGAUAGAAAGCCAUUCAUGCUACUUUUUGACGAUGUGGCUAUCCACUACAUCCUUUCUGCAGCCCAGUCAGCAGACGGACUGGCAAUUUGUAAGAAGUCCUCUGACUCACAAGCGGUAGAAGUGGUGGAACGACGGUACAACUUCCUGAAGCGGCUAUGUCAGGUCCUGUGUGCUCUGGGAAGCCAACUCUGUUCAUUAGUAGGUUCAGAUGUAGAAGUUGAAGUACCCACAAAUCUCAGCAAAUACAUGGAAGCCCUUUUAGCCUUCACUACACAUUCCAGUCAGUUUUUAAAAUCAUCUACUCUGGCUACCUGGGGAGCUUUGUUUAGACACGAGACCUUAUCCAAGGACUCAGUUGUUGUGGAGAAGGCCGUCCAAUACCUCCGAGCAUGUAUGACUAACUUGGUCAAGAUUGGGUUUCCAUCCAGAAACAAUAACCCUAGUUGUAUGUACUCCUGUGUGGACUUCGACAGCGAUGAAGACUUCAACUCAUUUUUUAAUGCUUUCCGAGCACAGCAGGGGGAGGUGCUGAGGAUUGCAUGUCGCAUUGUUCCUCUGGAGGCUUUCCAGAUAGCAGCAGAGUGGUUACAAUAUCAGAUCGCCAGUCCCAUUGAUACUGGUGACACCACAUCUAAAACUGCUGAGGGUCUGUGCUCCAUCCUGUCCCCGUCGGUGGUCCAGUGGGAUGCCAUGACCAUCUUCAUGGAGUGUAUGGUUGGACAGAUCUUUAAAAGCCUGGAGGAGGAGAAGCUGCCCAUUGACCAGAGCAUGGAGCUGCUACAGGCUGUGCUCAACUAUGAAACCAAAGACCCGCUCAUCCUGUCCUGUGUCCUCACCAACGUCUCUGCACUCUUCCCGUUUGUGAUCCACAGAACACACUUCCUCCCCCAGGUCCUUUACAAGCUGUUUCAGGCGAUAACAUUUGAGAUCGAAACUGGCCAAGACAUUAAGGCUCCUCGGACCAGAGCGGUAAAGAACGUGAGGAGACACGCCUGCUCUUCCAUCAUUAAGAUUUGCCGGGAUUACCCAGAAUUCAUUUUGCCAUGUUUCGACAUGUUUUACAACCACGUGAAGAAGCUGUUCUCAUCCAAUGCCACGCUGACCCACCUGGAGAAGAGCUCGCUGAUGGAGGCUCUCGUGCUCAUCAGUAACCAGUUCAAAGACUUUGCAAAGCAGAAGGCAUUUCUAGACGAGCUCUUGGCCUCAGUGGUCGCAGAAUGGACGUCAGAUGAGAUGAAGAAUGUGCUGUGGGAUCCUGCUGUGUUCCUGUCCUUUGUAGGGGCUGAUCAAGUUGUUCUUGAGCAAAGUAAAGAGACAGACACUGCAAGCCUUAACAGAGCACGGUUGAGUUUCCAUUUGUAUGCCAUGUUGGGUGUGGUGAAGAGGGCACGUUGGCCUGCUGACCUGGAGGAAGCUAAAGCAGGAGGCUUUGUGGUGGGCUACACCUCAGCUGGAGCUCCUAUCUACAGAAACCCCUGUACAGCUCAGUUCCUGGCCUCACUGCCCAACCUGCUGGCUCUGAUCAGGACUCAAAACCGCCUGUUCAUGCCAGAGAACAUGUCACGUCUGAGCGAAACCUUCUCCCGUGCACACGAGAUGACAGAUAUGGAGAAAAACAUGGUUCUUGGUCUUACUCAGCCUCUUUUGGACAUUCAUGAUACUCCUGUGUAUAAAACCAACCUGGAGCGCAUGCAGGGAUUCUUCACCACAUUAUAUGACAACUGCUUCCACGUCCUGGGAAAUGCAGGUGUGUGUCUACAGCGGGACUUUUACACCAUUGAUGGGUUGGCUGAAGAAAUCACUGGCUCUGCUUUCGUCUCCCUGGACCAUGUGCCUGACCACAGACUUCGUCCUAUGAUUCGGGUGUUUGUGAAGCAGCUGGUUCAGUCGUGUCCUCAGGAGUACUAUGACAGUCUGCUCUGCCCUCUGCUGGGCCCACUGUUCACCUACAUGAUGCAGAGACUCAACGUCAAGUGGCAGGUCAUUAACCAGAGGAGUUCUAUAAAUGAUGAGGAGGAGGUGUGUCAGGACAGCCAGGUCACACAGGAGAUGUUGGAGGAGCAGCUGGUGCGUCUGCUUGCAAGGGACGUGCUGGAUCUUCUCACUGUGAGCUGUAUUUCAAGAAAAGUGCCUGAACCAGCAGCAAAUAAGGAAGAACUUGACGAGGAGGAUAUGAUGAUGGAUUCGGUGCAGGCAGUGUCUCCUGCUCAGCCCACCGAGGAGCUGACAGAGCUGGGAAAGUGUCUAAUGAAACAUGAGAACAUCUACAUGACCCUGUUGACCCUGUCCUUCACAUCGGUGUCGUGGAAGGACACAACAAACUGUCACCGCACAGCCUCCGUCGUCUGCUGGACACUCCUGCGACAGGUGGUCAGUGGUAACCUCCUUCCUGAGGCGGUCACAUGGUUCUUCACCAGUGUGCUGAGAGGCCUUCAGAUGCACGGCCAGCACGAAGUCUGCAACUUCGCACUCAGUCAGCUGGCCAUGCUUAUCUACGAAAACCUGCGGCCUCGCUACACGGAGCUGAGAGCAGUGAUGAUUCAGAUCCCGAACAUCAACACUGAGGCUCUGGACCAGUUCGAUCACAGGCUCAUGGACCCCAGUGCCCAGAAAGUUGGAGAGAAGAAAAGGAAAGACCAGUUCAGGAAGCUCAUCGCAGGAACUGUUGGGAAAGCUCUGUGCCAGCAGUUCAGGAAGGAGGUUCAUAUCCGGAAUCUUCCAUCCCUCUUUAAAAAGCCAAAGCCAGAUAAAGACAUACUGAACAGCGAAACACUUGGGCUGGCAGCUCUCUUCGCUUCAACAAAUGACGGCCUGUAGGAACACAUAGUGACUCCAAUGGACAUCUUACAGGCUGAUGAAGGAGUUAUGAACGCGAGGGUCUCCCUCUCACCCCCCUCUCCAGCUGUGUGGUGUUACACAACAUAUAUGUCAACACUUAUGUUUUUUAUCGUCAUCCUUAAUUUUACUCCUACAUGUGCAACCAAAAAGUAAUUACUACCAUGUACUUACUGUAUGUCAUGUUAUUUCCUUUUCUAGUGUAUCUGUGUACAUCUAUUCAAGGAGGUACUAAUAUAUGGCUAUAGAUGAUAGAGUAAACCCUUUAUGUUGGCUGGUUUCUGGCAGACUGUGUCACAAAGUAUCUUAAAAUCCUAAAGUGAUCAUUAAGAGUAUUCAUGUGAUACCUCAGAAUAUUCCCACUGUAGAUUAUAAAAUGAUGGAAUCACAGUCAAAGUCCUGCUGCUGCUUUUAAGAUGCUCAGCAGAGGCAUUUAAUAAUAUCCAGACAAGCAAGACCAGUGCAGUUUAGACUCUUUGAAGGAAGCUUACAGAGAUGUGUGUGGACACUCAUUCUGCUCAAAAAUCUUUAUUUAAUACACGUGUUGGCAAAUAUGUUAAAUCAAGACCACGCAACUUCUGUCAGAGUUUUUUUUUUUUUAAAAAAAAAGGAAAAAUAAUAUCCAGGAUGAAUUUCAUGGUGCACAUACUUCUGAAUUUGCUGAAACCUUUGACUGAAUGAUUAUAAAAAUGUCCAAGCGGUACCUCAGGACGAAGUGCUCUACAGACGGGGGAAAAGACACUCAACACUUUACAUGGAAGAAGACAAAGCAACUGGAUUGUGUUUUUCUUUGUUACAGAUAUCAUAGUAGUUGUACAGCAGAAAUGUUUGCAUUUUACCAGAUUUCUUUAUAUCGGCACAACUUACAGCCUAAGUAUUGUUUUGAAUCGCUUAUUUAAUGCAGAGUACAUAUCAUACUACAAAUACCACAGCCUCAUUUUGUGCCAAAACACAACCUAGAGAUAAUGGACAAACAUGAAAAGAUAGUCAUGAGUCUGAAGAGAAGAAACUAAUAGCAUAUCACUUUAAUAAUAAAAAAAUGGGACUUUACUAAUAACAUGUAGCUGAUACCAAGUUUUUCUGUAUUUGAAGUGCUCAGAUGGUGACGAUGGGUAAUUCCACGUUGGGAGGACGAACCAGCACUACAUUCCUCACUGUUAAAGGCAUAGUCCUGUUUUUGGUUUUUAUUUGUUGGAUGUAUUUUGCUCUUAUGGAGCUGUCAUGGUAAAGUGAUCAUUUGUUGUGUAGAUUCAGUCCCAAAAUAAAGUGGGAGUGACUUUCUAUAUUUAGACUUGUAGCGAGUCCCUUACCUUCCGUGCAUGCAGAUGAGUCUGCAUAUCGCACAUGGUUUUACCAGAAACAGGCUCACGUCAUGUUCAAUUUCACACAAAUAGAGCUGUUUAUGAAAUCUGGUUUUGCAUUGAAGUGUCCUCUGUGUCCUUGUGAUGAUUGUUCAUAUAUGGCUGUUUUGAUUUUUUUUUUUAUGCUUGUUCAACACUAAAAUGAACUGUACAAAAGAGAAACUAGGCUUUUUCAAAGUGUAGUGCCAUUUAUAUUUUGUUGUUUUUAAAUAAAACAUCUUCAAAUGGUG
Sphaeramia orbicularis (orbiculate cardinalfish) is the source of this 5377-nucleotide messenger RNA. RefSeq names its product exportin 5 (gene xpo5). Gene Ontology annotation, cellular component: nucleus; cytoplasm; RNA nuclear export complex. The transcript is spliced from 33 exons. NCBI's taxonomy places the organism in Eukaryota, Metazoa, Chordata, Actinopteri, Kurtiformes, Apogonidae. The record is from RefSeq and is a predicted model, not a curated record. Gene Ontology annotation, biological process: protein export from nucleus; RNA export from nucleus. Gene Ontology annotation, molecular function: small GTPase binding; RNA binding; nuclear export signal receptor activity. Bases 109 to 3768 code for a protein of 1219 amino acids.